Messenger RNA from Aspergillus sclerotioniger CBS 115572, 1245 nucleotides. Its product is annotated as aromatic prenyltransferase. The transcript is spliced from 2 exons. Gene Ontology annotation, molecular function: transferase activity, transferring alkyl or aryl (other than methyl) groups. Gene Ontology annotation, biological process: alkaloid metabolic process. Lineage: Eukaryota; Fungi; Ascomycota; Eurotiomycetes; Eurotiales; Aspergillaceae. The coding region runs from base 1 to 1245 and encodes 414 amino acids. The record is from RefSeq and is a predicted model, not a curated record.
AUGGCAGUCCAGCAAGCAAACACUCUCCAAUUCGACCUCCUCAACAGAUUCCUCAGCUGCCCCGACGACAGCCAAAGAAACUGGUGGCAAAGAACCGGCCCUUUACUAGCCAGUUUGAUGAGAUCAGCAGGAUACGACGACCCAACCCAAUGCCAAUACCUCAUGUUCCUUUACACAUGUAUCGUCCCAUAUCUAGGACCAUACCCUCAGACCUUCCCCAGCGCCAUGACCCACAACGAACUUCCACUAGAACUCAGCAUCAACUUCCAGCAGCUAGGCGGAGCGAACCCCGUUAUUCGGAUCGCGUUGGAACCUGUAACCUCUAUUUCGGGGACAAAGAACGACCCAUACAAUCUGAGCCCGAUCCAUGAUUUUCUCCAUCGUUUGGAAAAUCUCAACCUUACAGGAUACGAUAAUCGUCUUUUCGAGCACUUCUAUCCCAAACAUAUCUUGAACGAAACCGAGGCCAAGCAGCUACAAGCUAAGAACGAGACAGUGCGUGAAUUGUCCCAGGUGUCUUGGGGGUUUGAUCUCAAGCCGGGGACCAUCUCCGUGAAGGGAUACACGUUUCCGUUAUUGAAAUGCCAUGCCACGGGGCAGGAUAUGUACUCGGCUAUUAUUGGAUCCGUGCAAGAGUACCUCGGGGAUUCAGACACCCAUGAUACUCUGGGCUUGAUGAAGGAAUAUAUCGAAACGACGGAUACAAGGGAAACCUUCGGAUUUGUCUACUCGAAUGACUGCAUUGUUCCCGAACAAUCCCGUCAUAAACUGUAUGGUCGUACCAAAGACAUGUCCUGGGAAAAGGUUCGGGAAAUCUGGACUCUGGACAGGCGCGUUGACACGCCCGAGUCUACCAGGGGCCUUGAGUACCUUCACCGGAUGUGGGAGAUGUUGCAAAUUGGUGAUCGUCCCCAUCCACUUGGUCUUCAUUUGGUGUGGAAUUACGAAAUCAAAGCUGGUCUUACGCUUCCGGCUACCAAGAUUUAUUUCCCGCUUUAUGGCCUCAAUGAUCGGGAGAAUGUUCGUGCCAUUGCCGAAUAUCUUACGGAAAUCGGACUGGAUGCGUAUGGGAAUGCCUACGAACAGGCUGUACGAGACAGUUUUCCACGCCUGGAUAUAAAUGAAACAGAUCGCCUGCUUUGCUGGGUGUCAUUCGCGUAUACGGAGAAGACGGGUGUGUAUCUUAGCGUUUAUUAUCAUUCUUCGCUCGAGUAUCCUUGGCUUGAGAAGAAGACUUCAACUUGA